Messenger RNA from Rhipicephalus microplus (southern cattle tick), 434 nucleotides. Its product is annotated as serine/threonine-protein phosphatase 2A activator. The record is from RefSeq and is a predicted model, not a curated record. Gene Ontology annotation, molecular function: peptidyl-prolyl cis-trans isomerase activity; protein tyrosine phosphatase activator activity. Lineage: Eukaryota; Metazoa; Arthropoda; Arachnida; Ixodida; Ixodidae. Gene Ontology annotation, cellular component: nucleus; protein phosphatase type 2A complex; cytoplasm. Gene Ontology annotation, biological process: mitotic spindle organization.
GUCACGAGAUGAGCUUUGCCAUGUUCUUGUGCUGCCUGUUCAAAGUGGGAGCCUUGACUGAGGCAGACUCUGCUGCGGUCGUUUUAUGUGUGUUCCAGAGGUACAUGGAGCUUGUGCGCCAUCUGCAGCUGGAGUAUCGCAUGGAGCCUGCUGGAAGCCAUGGCGUCUGGAGUCUCGACGACUACCAGUUCUUGCCCUUCAUCUGGGGCAGUGGCCAGCUCAUUGACCAUCCAACUAUCGUGCCCAAGUCAUUCACGGCACCCGGCUUUCCAGAGGCACACUCGAAAGACUACAUGUUCAUGGGAUGCAUAGAGUUCAUUAGCAAGGUGAAGACUGGCCCAUUCCACGAGCACUCCAAUCAAUUGUGGAACAUCAGUGGAGUGCCUAGUUGGUCGAAGGUCAACGCGGGGCUCAUGAGAAUGUACAAAGCUGAG